AUGUCCGGAGACACGUUUCUGGCAGAGUUAGGAUAUAAACUAGGAAAAACCAUUGGUGAGGGCAGUUACUCCAAAGUUAAAGUAGGCAGUUCCAAGAAGUACAGGGAGAAUGUUGCUAUAAAAGUAGUAGACAGGAAGAAGGCUCCCCCAGACUUUGUUAAUAAAUUCCUGCCAAGGGAGUUGGCUAUCCUGAGAGGGAUCAAACAUCCUCACAUUGUUCAGGUCUAUGAAUUCAUUGAGGUUUGCAAUGGGAAGCUCUACAUUGUCAUGGAGCAGGCUGCGACAGAUCUUCUCCAGCUGAUUCAACACAGGGGCCAUAUCCCAUGUAAUGAAGCUCGCCACUUGUUCUCCCAGAUCGCCUGUGCUGUCAAAUACCUUCAUGAGCAUGACAUUGUCCAUCGUGACCUCAAGUGUGAGAACAUCUUGUUGACUGAAGAAAUGCAGGUAAAAAUCACCGAUUUUGGAUUUGGAAAGAAAAUUCAUGGAUACCCUGAUCUCAGCAGCACCUACUGUGGCUCUGCAGCCUACGCCCCCCCAGAAGUCCUCAUGGGAGUGCCCUAUGACCCCAAAAAGUAUGACAUUUGGAGCCUGGGGAUCAUCCUCUACGUGAUCGUGACAGGUUGCAUGCCAUUUGAUGAUUCGAAUAUCGGCAAGUUACCCAAGAGCCAACAGAAAGGAGUGGUUUACCCAGAGACCAUCCAGCUGGAGGAGAAGUGUAAGUGCCUGGUCAGAGAGCUGCUGCAGUUUUGCCCAUCAGGACGGCCUGCCGCCAACCAAAUAGUCAAACACGCAUGGAUUAGGGACAAGUAG
Messenger RNA from Pristis pectinata (smalltooth sawfish), 810 nucleotides. Its product is annotated as testis-specific serine/threonine-protein kinase 6-like. Lineage: Eukaryota; Metazoa; Chordata; Chondrichthyes; Rhinopristiformes; Pristidae. Gene Ontology annotation, molecular function: tau-protein kinase activity; ATP binding; protein serine/threonine kinase activity. The coding region runs from base 1 to 810 and encodes 269 amino acids. The transcript has a single exon. The record is from RefSeq and is a predicted model, not a curated record. Gene Ontology annotation, biological process: protein phosphorylation; intracellular signal transduction; microtubule cytoskeleton organization. Gene Ontology annotation, cellular component: cytoplasm.